Messenger RNA from Ipomoea nil (Japanese morning glory), 1088 nucleotides. RefSeq names its product acidic endochitinase-like. The transcript has a single exon. Gene Ontology annotation, molecular function: chitinase activity. Gene Ontology annotation, biological process: carbohydrate metabolic process. NCBI's taxonomy places the organism in Eukaryota, Viridiplantae, Streptophyta, Magnoliopsida, Solanales, Convolvulaceae. Bases 38 to 955 code for a protein of 305 amino acids. Gene Ontology annotation, cellular component: extracellular region. The record is from RefSeq and is a predicted model, not a curated record.
CCAACUAACAUCCAAUCCUAAAACUACUACACACGAUAUGGCGUGUAAGAUCGUAAUUGCCUUCUCUCUUCUGCUCCUUUCUUCGAUCAACAUCUCUCUGGGGGGAGAAAUCGCCAUAUAUUGGGGCCAAAAUGGGGGUGAGGGCACUCUAGCCGACACUUGUGCCACCAACAACUACAACAUCGUAAACAUUGCUUUCUUAACAACGUUUGGCAGUGGCCGGACUCCGGUCCUCAACCUCGCCGGCCACUGUGAUCCUGGUAGUAACCAGUGCACUGGCCUGAGCGACGAGAUCCGAGCCUGUAAGAGCCAAGGCAUCAAAGUCUUGCUUUCCAUUGGUGGUGGCGCCGGAAGCUAUUCCCUUUCCUCCGCAGAUGAUGCCAGGAAUGUGGCACAGUAUCUGUGGGGCAACUAUCUUGGAGGGCAGUCAGGGUCAAGACCACUAGGGGAUGCAGUCCUUGACGGAAUUGACUUCGAUAUAGAGUCCGGCGGCGGCCAAUUCUACGACGAAUUAGCCAAAGCAUUAAAAGCGUUUGGAACAAACGUCUUAUUGACAGCGGCGCCGCAAUGCCCAUUCCCCGAUCAAAGUCUGCAAACCGCCAUAAACACCGGCCUCUUCGACUACGUUUGGGUGCAGUUCUACAACAACCCUCCCUGUCAGUACAACGGCGACGCCACCAAUCUUUUGAACUCUUGGAACAAUGACUGGUCAACCAUUCCCACCGGAAAACUAUUCUUGGGUUUGCCAGCGUCCCCGGAAGCAGCCGGAAGUGGUUUCAUUCUGGCAGAUGUGCUAACUUCUCAGAUUCUCCCGGCUAUCAAGGCCACACCCAAAUACGGUGGCGUAAUGCUAUGGUCUAAGUUCUAUGACAAUGGCUACAGCUCCAAGAUCAAGCCUUAUGUCUCUAUGGUUACUCAAAACUAUAUUACUUCAUAUUUGCCGUCCUCUAGCUAAAUACUAAAUGUUUGAGAUCAGAUCGGAUGUAACAUAAUAUUGUACUAGCUAGCUUCUACGUACUUAUGAUGGAUUAUAUUCAUCACAUCAAAUAAUAAUAUAAUGCAUCUAUAAUAAAGCUAGCUUGCUUUAA